Ostrea edulis (European flat oyster) is the source of this 1083-nucleotide messenger RNA. RefSeq lists its product as uncharacterized. Bases 324 to 923 code for a protein of 199 amino acids. The record is from RefSeq and is a predicted model, not a curated record. The transcript has 4 exons. Lineage: Eukaryota; Metazoa; Mollusca; Bivalvia; Ostreida; Ostreidae.
AGGCAAGGUAGAUAAAGGAAAUUUCGCAAUAUUCAAUACCCGAACGUGAACCGGCAGAAUAAACAAAAGGAGAUAAAGGAAAUUUCGCAAUAUUCAAUACUGUAUCUGAACAAACCGGCAAAAUAAAAAAAAAAAGCUAACUCCCACAAGCUGCUGUAUAUAGGUAUAAUAUGUCCCUGACCUUCGGAACGUCCCUGUGAAUGGAAAUAUACAGGUAGUGAUUGACUCGGUUCCGUGAUUUGUUCAGCUAUAUAUUCCUGAUAUUCUACUCUCUGUGCAGUGGCUGCUAUCUGUUGGAGAGGAUAAUAAAAGUACAUGUAGCCAUGUCUGACUUUGGGGAUAUCGGGGAUUGCGGUGAUGGAGAUUGUGAUUGUGGCGAUUGUGAUUGUGGGAGCUGUGAUUGUGACUUUGACUGUUGUGACUGUGAUUGUGACUGUUGUGACUGUGAUUGUGACUGUUGUGACGACUGUUGUGAUUGCAGUAAAUGUGAAUGCGAAAAUUGGUUUAAAUGUGGUUGCUGUGGAGGUGAUGAUAGAUGUUGCAGGAGUGAUCCCGUUGAUGAUGACGAUAGCGUAGAUGUCCGUUGCGGGCAUAGAAACUCAAAGGGUUGUGGCUGGAGCUUCUGUUUUAGUGUAACGGAUGAUGAUUGCUGUGAUAUCAAAGGCCGACGACGGCGACGAAAUCAGAGAAGGUAUGAAUUGGAGCGGAGACGUCAGAUGGAGACUCAAGGACCGAGCGUCAUUGUUACUAUCAUUGAUGCACCCACUAAUCAGGUCCCAACUACUGAUUCUGUGUUACCAGCCUCUUCCGACCAGGAACCAAAUAUUGACAACGUGGAGAAACCAACAGCAAUCACAACACAACCACCAUCUUACGAAGAGGCUACUCAGAAAGAACAUGUUGUCACGUCACAACCUACUUGAACAAUCACUAGCAAUGUUCAAAUACUUGUGAAAUAACAAAACGAUAUAAUUUUAAGACAUGUGAUAUUCGUUUUUACUUAGUUGCCAUAUUUACAUUUUCUUUAUCUUUGUACUGUUAUGCUUAAAUGCGUUAUCAAUUAAUAAAUAGUACCGUCAUGUA